Striga hermonthica is the source of this 1452-nucleotide messenger RNA. Lineage: Eukaryota; Viridiplantae; Streptophyta; Magnoliopsida; Lamiales; Orobanchaceae. The record is from the annotation of a GenBank genome assembly.
AUGGCAGCUGGUUCAUUACAUUGGUCACAGCCUUCAGUCCAUCACUCUCCAUCUUCUUCCCAGACAUUACCUUCUGCAAUCUCAUCCCCUUCCUCAGAACGACGUAGUUUAGGUGCCGGUUAUGCGAAACUCCACUCUUCUCUGUCUUUCCGUAACAGGAAUUCCCGGGCCCGAAUUAUCAGACGGGCCCUGUCAGCUAGUCUGGACUCAUUUUCCGAUGAAGAGUUUUCCAAAAAGAUUGAAGCUUUGGCCUUAAGAUUUCAUCCGGGCCAUGAAGAUCACGAUGAGGAUGAUUAUGAUUGUGACAAUAGCUCAAGAACUAACGAUUUGGACAAAAAUUUGCGAAAGUUGUGUGAUGCUGUGGAGCCCCCGGACGAAAUUAUUCCGGCCAACAUCGAGCGGAAGGCAAACAGCUUCGAUAUUCCCUUAUCCCUUAGAAUGAUAAAACGGAAAAUACAAUUGCAGGAUGGGAUUAUGGAGGCCAAGGACUCGGCUUGUUGCUCGGUGAAGAAAGCCUUCUCAUCCAUGGUGUUCAUAAUCCGCGAGCUCCAAAGCUACACUCUUCAGAUGAGGGAGAUUCUGUUCUACGAGGAUUUACAAGGUAUUCUUACGAAUGUCCAACGAGAAAUGCACGCGACUUUUGUGUGGCUGUUCGAGAAAGUGUUCUCACACACCCCAAUUCUCAUGAUGUACCUCAUGAUACUCCUCGCGAACUAUAGCGUUUACUCCAUGUCAGCCCACGCAGCCUUAGCCAAAACGCCACCUGUACAAGCGUGCCAAGUCGAUCAUGAUGAUAAUAAUUAUCCUUCAAAGAUUUCGUCUGUUGUUAAAACUUUGAGGUUGUUGCCUCCUUCAUCUAGCAAUGGAAAAACGGCCUCGAUAGGAGGGAAUAGUAAUGGUGGUGGUAGGAAGUGUAAGCCGGUGGAUAGUGGAAUGGAUGGUGAAGGGAGGUUUAACGAGUCGAAUUAUGGUGGGGUGGGCUCGAUUUCUACUAAUAUUUUUUUUUCGAACAUGUCUAGACGGGCCUCAGCUGAGGAAGAGGAGGUGCUGUGGGGCUCGAUUGUGGAUGAGACGAACGAGCACUCAGAGUAUUUGAGAACAGAUAUGUUUUACCAGUCGGAAUUGGAUCAAGAGCCUGAGAAUACCCUUUUGCUGGCGAAUUAUGCGCAGUUUCUUUACCUUGUUGCUCGGGAUUACGACAGAGCUGAGGAGUACUUCAAGAGAGCUACAAAAGUCGAGCCUAAAGAUGACGAGGCAUUGAAUAAAUACGCGAACUUCCUGUGGGUCGUGAGGAACGAUCUUUUGGGUGCCGAGGAGAAGUAUUUGGAAGCCAUAUCUGCAGAGCCCGAUAACUCGUGUUACGCGGCUAAUUAUGCCCAUUUCCUGUGGAAUACGGGCGGGGAAGAUACUUGUUUUCCUUUGAGCUCGAUCGAAUCCAAUGAUGAUGUGUAG